GUCAUUUCACAUGAUAAAAAAUUUGUCACCUUGGCUCGCUUCACUUCUUCUAGGGUUUUGGGUUCUCGUUGCUGUGAUCUUUCUUACAUUGCAUUUCCUGGUCUAUAGCGUACCUUUUUCUUGACUGUUUGGAAGAAGAUUGGCAAUUCUGGCAGACUCGCAGAACUUGCAAUUCGUUAUUUCUUAUUAUGAUUAGGAAUGGGCGACAAGAAGAAGAAGACAUUCAUGUUCAUCCGGCUUGUUUCAGCUGCUGGGACUGGAUUCUUCUAUGUGAAGAGAAAGAGUUCUAAGAAAAUUGCUGAGAAGCUCGAGUUUCGCAAGUAUGACCCUAGGGUGAAUCGCCAUGUUCUGUUCACAGAGGCCAAAAUGAAAUGAGGUGGAAGCAUAUGUGAUCGAUCUUUGUUGUUAUUACUUUAUUUUGGAUCAAUAUACUGCUUCUAUGGACAAUUUUGAAAUUAAGUAGAGAUGAAUAAGAACUUGUUCAUGCUGUUUGAUGAUUUA
This is a messenger RNA of Hevea brasiliensis (rubber tree), 501 nucleotides long. RefSeq lists its product as uncharacterized. The record is from RefSeq and is a predicted model, not a curated record. NCBI's taxonomy places the organism in Eukaryota, Viridiplantae, Streptophyta, Magnoliopsida, Malpighiales, Euphorbiaceae. Bases 199 to 375 code for a protein of 58 amino acids. Gene Ontology annotation, cellular component: large ribosomal subunit; ribosome. Gene Ontology annotation, molecular function: structural constituent of ribosome. Gene Ontology annotation, biological process: translation. The transcript is spliced from 3 exons.